GUGAGAGCAUUUUAGCCGUCUCUCUCUGCUGUGAAGCGAGUUGGAGGGUGGACAGGCAGAGUUUGUGGGAACACAGUCUGGAGCAGAAGGGAGUUCUUCCCUUGGCUUGCAGAUCUGAAUGAGGCUUUUGAUGGACUUGCACAAUGAAGUCCUUCCAGCGAACUUGGACACGUGUUGGUUUUCUGGAGUUUUGUAUGUGGUUUUUUGGCUAUCUGUUCAUCUGGACCAAGUAAGAAGCGUACCCUGUUCACCCUCCAACACAAGUGCUCCUCGCUGUCAACAGCGCCUGAGUUGUGCUUCUAGACUCCACAUCUCUCGUUUUCCCCUGGCGGUUCUAUUCAUCUACAAUAGCAACAACGCCAGACAAAUCAGCAGCUCUAUGCUACAACACUCCCUGAGUAAUCAGACCUCCGUAAUUACAGAUGGCACUGUGGUCACUCAGCUGCUUCCGUACUCACGUGAUGUCAUUUCCCCAAACCCUGAGAAGUUUUCCGGUGAGGGGAAGAUUGGAGACUGCACCCCAGUGCUUUUUUUUUCUCGUAGACUUAGUAACACAGAAAGAAACUAUGAUGUGGGGGACAGAGAACUGUUAGCCAUUAAGCUGGCUUUAGAAGAAUGGCGUCAUUGGUUUGAGGGUGCUGAGUUUCCCAUUCAGACCAGGUUCAAAAAACAUGAAGCCGGACUCCCUGUCCCGACAAUUCUCUCCAGGCGAUUCGGAGAAGGAACCAGCAACCAUUCUGCCUCCCAGUUGAAUCGUGGGGUCACAUACAUGGGAGACUGAGGAAAUCAUAGCCAAAGCACAACUACACAAACCAGAUCUCAGCACAUGGCCGUCCAACCGAACCUAUGUCCCUUUGUCAGUCCGCCCGAGGCUCAUCCACUGGUUCCAUACUGCAAGAUUCUCAGCACACCCCGGAGUUAGCAGAAUAACGGCACUGAUCUAAAGGAGAUUUUGGUGGCCAUCCCCCGUCUCCCGGUCUCUCAAGGUAUGAUCACCAUACUUACGAUUGUAGAUGGUUUUUCAUGCCACCUUGAUCCCUUAUGGAGGCUUGCGUCCACACUUCAGACAGCAUGGCUCCUCACUAACCAUGUUUUUCGUCUGCAUGGCAUCUCACUGGACAUUUUGUCUGACCGUGUCGGGAAAAACAUGACAACACAGACAGUGACCCCCCGGCACCUUCUGGUAUCCUCUGGCAUCUUCUGGCACCUUCUGGCAUCCUCUUGCACCCCGUAGCAUCCUCUGGCAGGCUUGUGGCAGCUUUAUGGCCUGGGACGUCCAGCGUGUUUUUAAGCAUUUAUUUAUAAUUUUCUGUGAGUGACAAUAAACCGGCUGUUUGCGCAAUAAA
Molecule: messenger RNA, 1346 nt
Organism: Girardinichthys multiradiatus
Lineage: Eukaryota; Metazoa; Chordata; Actinopteri; Cyprinodontiformes; Goodeidae
Exons: 4
Coding region: 119-781 (220 amino acids)
Source: RefSeq, a predicted model, not a curated record